UUUGUCACUGUGUUCGCCCGUUCGUGCAAUGACCUGUCCGCCGUGCGAUAAAAUCCAUUGCUCGCCCAAAAGCGCUGCCAAACUGGACUGUCAGGGCGGAGUGACGACGGGUGUGUGUGAUUGUUGCCCAGCAUGUGCACGUGUGUCGGGCGAGCGUUGUGGGGGUUACUAUUAUUAUCUUGGAAAAUGUGAUAAAGGGCUGUACUGUGAACCCACGGAUAAAAGCAAGAAGGGUCGAAACACGCGGAGUCACAAAUCUCGCCAACCCGAAGGCAUCUGUACAAAAGUACCAUCGCAGGUGAAGGACCAACCGCCGGAGCAGCGGGUCCAGUGUCGCCACAAGUGUACCCCCGAGUUUUGUACCAAACACCCUCGGGCAAUCUGCUCAGCAAUAGACGUUGCGGAAUUCCUACAACCGUGCCAUGCUCAUUGCCAGCACACGUCAUGUAGCGCGUGCCGCUUCGUGGACAAACCGGACUGCCGAAAGUGUACAAAAGACGACUUCCGGUGCUUGCACAAGUUCGGGAAAUGUAUGAGAAAAGAAACGUGUUCCAGAAAAAAAUUCCCGUGCAAAGAAAAAUAUUUUUCGUUCUGGAAGAAGCAGAAGGGCAAAUUCCAGUGUUUUGUGCCGAGCUGUUGAUUGCCACGUACAUAAAAACAGUCCACAAAUCGGCUAUGAAAUAGACGGACGUACGGACGGACGGGCAUUUAGAUGAAACUGAACCAGUCUAUGCAGAGACAGUCGUGUUUGGGCGUAUGCUGAUUGCAACUGAAACAGUGAUAAGGUUCUAUGCAUCGUCCUCCGAAAUAACCAAGAAAACACUUACCAUUGCUGUAUUAUGCAAUAUAAGUACGCAUAUUCCAUAAACAAAAUAUGGAAACAAUAGCUCGGUAUGACCGUUCAAUUAUUAUUUAGCUAACCUGAGCACAGAGUGCUAAUGUUAACCUUUUUUAAUGCACUUUGGCUGUCGUGCAUUCUUUGUAAGCAGCCACAAUGUAUGUACUAAUCAUCAAUAAAAUGUAUCAUGCUUUAACCAGGUUUUCAACGAAAACCAGGUUACUAGAAAUAGGAUG
Molecule: messenger RNA, 1074 nt
Organism: Mya arenaria
Lineage: Eukaryota; Metazoa; Mollusca; Bivalvia; Myida; Myidae
Exons: 4
Coding region: 29-640 (203 amino acids)
Biological process (GO): regulation of cell growth; regulation of signal transduction
Cellular component (GO): extracellular region
Molecular function (GO): insulin-like growth factor binding
Source: RefSeq, a predicted model, not a curated record